AUGCGGCACGACGACGCAGCGGUGCCAAUUUUCGACCUGGACAAAAGCAACGACGGAGCAGCUGCCUGGUGCGAAAGCUUCGAUAAGUUGGGAGACGAGUUAAAAUGGAGCAGCUUUGAGAAGGUUGCAAAAGCCGGUAAAGCCCUUCGGGGCUCUGCAUUAUCCUGGUUUGACACGUGGGAGCCUGAGACAGGCGUUGAAGACGCCGACCACCCUGAGCUAAACCUUAUAGCUAACACGAAGGACCUCUGGAUUGCUUCAGGGCAGAGUCCCACAACACCUGAGUCCAUGCUGGAGCCCGAGCUUAUACCGGAACCUGAGCCCACACUGAAGCCAGAGUCUAGACCAGAGACCAGGGCUGAGAAACCAUUAGAGCCACUGGCUUUAGAGGCAACUUCGACGGAACAAAACACGAACGGUGCAUCAUCUGAACCAGAAUUGGACCCUGAACUUUUAGAAGCCCUUGGAGUAUCUCGUUGGUAA
Molecule: messenger RNA, 483 nt
Organism: Parnassius apollo (apollo)
Lineage: Eukaryota; Metazoa; Arthropoda; Insecta; Lepidoptera; Papilionidae
Source: the annotation of a GenBank genome assembly